AUGUCAAAUGCAGAGGCCAGCAGAGUGUAUGAGAUUAUCGUAGAAUCGGUGGUAAAUGAAGUAAGAGAGGAUUUUGAAAAUGCGGGUAUCGAUGAACAAACUUUACAAGACCUGAAAAACAUCUGGCAAAAAAAGCUCACAGAGACGAAAGUAACCACUUUUUCAUGGGACAAUCAGUUCAAUGAAGGAAAUAUAAAUGGUGUACAGAACGAUUUAAACUUUAAUCUUGCUACCCCCAGUGUGAAUUCUAGUGAGUUCAAUAUCAAGGAGGAGAACACUGGUAAUGAAGGUUUAAUUUUGCCAAAUAUCAAUCCUAACAACAAUAUACCCCACUCUGGAGAGACCAAUAUUAAUACCAAUACGGCAGAAGCAAACAACAAUGCAGCUACUACCUCGAACACGAAUACUAAUGGUAAUACAAAUGCAGACGCAACUAGCGAGCCUAAAAUCGAAGUAAAGCCGGAAAUAGAACUUACUAUUGAUAACGCUAAUAUAACCACCGUCGAAAAUAUAGACGAGGAAAGUCAGAAGAAAGACAAUGGGGAAGAGGAAGAGGACGUGGAGAAAAGUCGCAAGGAAAAGGAACAGAUAGAACAAGUGAAAUUACAAGCGAAGAAGGAAAAAAGAAGUGCAUUAUUAGAUACAGACGAGGUCGGUUCAGAACUAGAUGAUUCGGACGAUGACUAUUUAAUUUCGGAGGGUGAAGAAGAUGGACCAGAUGAGAAUUUAAUGCUGUGCUUAUAUGACAAAGUCACAAGGACCAAGGCGAGAUGGAAAUGUAGUUUGAAGGAUGGUGUGGUUACCAUUAAUAGAAAUGACUACACAUUUCAAAAAGCUCAGGUGGAAGCAGAGUGGGUAUAA
Saccharomyces paradoxus is the source of this 861-nucleotide messenger RNA. It is a transcript of the gene TOA1, whose product is annotated as transcription initiation factor IIA large subunit. Gene Ontology annotation, cellular component: transcription factor TFIIA complex. The transcript has a single exon. Lineage: Eukaryota; Fungi; Ascomycota; Saccharomycetes; Saccharomycetales; Saccharomycetaceae. Gene Ontology annotation, biological process: transcription initiation at RNA polymerase II promoter; transcription by RNA polymerase II. The record is from RefSeq and is a predicted model, not a curated record. The coding region runs from base 1 to 861 and encodes 286 amino acids.